Fonsecaea erecta is the source of this 1239-nucleotide messenger RNA. RefSeq lists its product as hypothetical. The transcript is spliced from 3 exons. Gene Ontology annotation, biological process: proteolysis. NCBI's taxonomy places the organism in Eukaryota, Fungi, Ascomycota, Eurotiomycetes, Chaetothyriales, Herpotrichiellaceae. The record is from RefSeq and is a predicted model, not a curated record. Gene Ontology annotation, molecular function: aspartic-type endopeptidase activity. The coding region runs from base 1 to 1239 and encodes 412 amino acids.
AUGCAUCUUUUGAUCCUCUUCUGGACGCUCACUGUAGCUUCAGCCCUACCAUUUUUUCAAGAGCAGGAGGCUUCAUCCUAUGUCUCAUUGCCAUUGACAAAGAAGCGGUCCGUCGAUGCAGCAAAGCACCGUCGACGGGCCUUCAGCUCUUCGCUUGGGCACAAGAACCUGGUGCAUUAUACCAUUGAUGUCAACAUUGGAACGCCUCCUCAGGCUCUGAGCCUAGUCUUGGACACCGGGAGCAGUGACAUCUGGGCAUAUAGUCCUCAGGUGGAAACCCAAUGCCCAAAUUGCACUUCAACAUACUAUGAUCCCUCAGAGUCCUCCACGGCAAAGAGCCGCGACGACCUCGGCAUCUUCAACAUCAGCUACGUUUCUCAAGACUCGUCGGUGCUGGGCUACUAUGUCGGCGACACUCUCAAGACGGGUGGAGUCUCGGCCAAUGUCAUCCUGGGUGUGGCCACUGAGGCUCAUUCUGGCGACCCUGCCGGCGGGAUUAUGGGCAUCUCCUUUUCUGCCAACGAAGCCAGCGUCUACCAAAGUGACAUCACGUAUCCCAGCUACAUCGACAGCCUGUACCAGCAGGGCAUCAUAGCCGUACGAGGAUAUAGCAUUUACCUCAACGAACUCGCCUUCACCGACACCACUCCCGGCACGAUCAUCUUCGGCGGGUACGACAAGAGCAAGUGGACGGGCGACUUGGUGACGUUUUCGCUCGUGGAGCCUUCACCGGAAGGAGCGAUAGAGCUGGAUAUUGGAGGGCCGAUGAUCACGUUCGUUGUCGACGGCGAGACAUACAAGGUUCCCAACGACCAGGAAUACACGGUGCUCCUCGACACCGGUACCACGUUGACGUAUCUCCCCAAAUCCCAGUUUUUCGCCAUCGCCGACGAACUCGACGCCGAACUGUACGACGAGGACGAGUCCCUCUACGUCGUUUCUUGCGACUACGCAGACGAUGAUGGCGGCCUUGGCUACGAGUUUACCGGUCCGGGUGGCGACGUGCUGAUCACUGUGCCGUGGCCCGAGGUGGUCGUCCCGGACUCGGAACUACCCGACGGGGUGUGUCUGCUGGGCCUCAGCCCGCAGCCCAACGACGAGGGCUUCUACAUUUUUGGCGACACGUUCCUGCGCUCCGUGUACAUGCUCUUCAAUUACGACGCGUUGACCGUGGGUCUGGCGCAGGCGAGCUACGACAACAGCUGCAGCGACUGUGUUCAGUCUUUGAAACCAUCAUAG